AUGCAUUCUCCGACACUGCUCCUCGCCGCCGCCGCCGCCACGACAACCAACAUCCUCGCCGCCGCCCUCCCGGCCGACGGCAGCCUCUCGUCCCCGGUCGGCGCCUUCAGCGUGGCGCGGCCCGGUACCGUCGCCGACGUGGUGGUGACGCAGAAGAACACGCUCAACGGGAGCUAUCACGACUCGCAGACCAAGAUUGUCCACGCCGCCCCGUUGGCCCGAGCGGUGGCCGUCGCCGACGACGUGGUGCUGACGCCGAGGAGGACGCUCAACGGGAGCGACGACGACUCUCGGACCGAGGUCGUCCACGCGGCCCGGCUGACGCGAGCGGUGUCCGUCGCCGUCAAGCGGCCGACGUACCUCCCCAUCGACUUUGUCAACAACUUCGCCGGCGGAGCCGUCAACGCCUACAUCACCGGCCUCGACCUCAACAACAGGGUCGUCUUCGUCGACCGGAACGGAGCCCUCGUCUACCCGAGCUCGGGCGGCUCGGCCACGCCGGUGCCCAUCAAGGCCAAGGUGGCGAUCCCGAUGCCCGCGCGAGGCAAGCGGCUCCGCAUGUACCUGACGAUCCCCCUCCUCUCGGGCCGCGUCUACUUUGCGCGGGGCAACCUCGACUUCUUCAUGGUCCGGACGGCCAGCGGCGACGGCCUCGUGCAGCCGUCGCCGACGAACCUCCGCGACCCGAGCGCCGGCGUCAACUGGGGCUUCGUCGAGCUCACCUACACGCGCUACUGGGCCCUCUUCGCCAACAUCAGCUACGUCGACUUUGUCGGCUUCCUCCUGAGCAUCGGCCUCUCCGUCAAGGACGGGCGCGGCCGCCAGCUCACCAAGGGCCUCGGCGCCGGCUCCGUCUCCAAGAUCUGCGGCGGCCUGCUCCAGCAGCAGAGCCGGGACAGGUACCCGUGGGCCCGGCUCUGCGUCGCCGACGCCACCGGGACGCCGAUCCGCGUGCUCUCGCCCAACAACUACGCCGUCCUGCGGCCAAACGACUUUGAGGGCUACUGGAACGCCUACGUCGACCAGGUCUGGGCCCGGUACGCCAAGGCCCCGCUGACCGUCAACACGCAGUCGGCGGCGGGCAAGGUCAAGUGCCAGCUCUCGGGCCGGCUGCUCGUCUGCGCCGGCGACAGGCGCGGCUUCGAGAAGCCGACGGCCAAGGACAUCUGGGGAUGCAACAGCGGGCCGUUUGCCCGGAGAGCCGACGACAGCGCCGUCCGCCUCGCCGUCAUCCCCCGUCUCUGCGCCGCCUUUGUCCGCUCGACGCUGCUGCUCGCCGGCGGGAACGUCCAGCCGGCCGUGGCGGCGUCUCGCUACUACACGGUCAACCCGACGAGCCACUACAGCCGGCUGAUCCACCACUACGAGCUCGACGGCAAGGGGUACGCCUUUCCGUACGACGACGUCAACCCGGACGGCAGCGAGGACGCCUCGGGCACGGUGGCGUCGCAGGCGCCCGACGUGCUGACCGUCUACAUCGGCGCACCGCCAUCGUGA
Drechmeria coniospora is the source of this 1497-nucleotide messenger RNA. Its product is annotated as glycoside hydrolase family 64 protein. NCBI's taxonomy places the organism in Eukaryota, Fungi, Ascomycota, Sordariomycetes, Hypocreales, Ophiocordycipitaceae. Bases 1 to 1497 code for a protein of 498 amino acids. The record is from RefSeq and is a predicted model, not a curated record. The transcript has a single exon.